Epinephelus moara (kelp grouper) is the source of this 3458-nucleotide messenger RNA. It is a transcript of the gene npffr2a, whose product is annotated as neuropeptide FF receptor 2a. The record is from RefSeq and is a predicted model, not a curated record. Gene Ontology annotation, molecular function: opioid receptor binding; peptide binding; neuropeptide receptor activity. Lineage: Eukaryota; Metazoa; Chordata; Actinopteri; Perciformes; Serranidae. The transcript is spliced from 4 exons. Bases 235 to 1515 code for a protein of 426 amino acids. Gene Ontology annotation, cellular component: membrane. Gene Ontology annotation, biological process: regulation of cAMP-dependent protein kinase activity; regulation of MAPK cascade; G protein-coupled receptor signaling pathway.
GCAUCUAAGCUGGACACAUGUGGCGCUUCGCAGCAACGCACAUGAAACUGUACUGAUAUUGAACCCAACCGGAAGCGGAGCUUUGACUCUUUCUUUUUCCCAUGCUCUGUCCUUGCGUCUUUUCUUUGAUCCACGUAUGUCUUUAUUCAGAGGAAAGUGGACAUUUUUUACUUUUCAUUUCCUCGGAGCACACAGCCCGUCGCCAGCUUGAUUUGAAAUAAACCAAGGUUUAAAAUGAACGAAGGACUUGACAACAACUUGACUCAACUCUAUGACAACUGGACAUUUUACAACUCCUCCCUGGAGCCCAUCAUACCCAGGAACAACAUCACCUAUGUUGGAUUUUACCUUCAUCAGCCGUCCACAGCAGCCAUCUUCAUCGUGUCCUACCUGCUGAUCUUCCUCGUGUGCAUGGUGGGAAAUGGCGUGGUGUGUUUCAUUGUCCUGAGGAGCAAAAACAUGAGGACAGUCACCAACUUGUUUAUCUUAAACCUUGCUGUCAGUGACCUCCUGGUUGGGAUUUUCUGUAUGCCCACAACACUUCUUGACAACAUAAUAACAGGAUGGCCUUUUGGAAGCCUGGUCUGCAAAAUGAGCGGCAUGGUUCAAGGGAUCUCCGUGUCAGCAUCUGUCUUCACUCUGGUUGCUAUUGCUGUUGACAGAUUCAGAUGCAUUGUCUACCCAUUCAAGCAAAAGCUGACCAUAUCCACAGCCACCUUGAUAAUAGUCAUUAUCUGGGUUCUGGCCAUAUCCAUUAUGUGUCCAUCUGGGGUGAUGCUACAAGUCACCAAGGAGCAAACCAUUCGGGUGUUACUGGGGUAUGACAACAAAACGACCCCGUUUUACUGGUGCAGAGAGAACUGGCCGAACCAGGAUAUGAGGAAGAUUUACACCACUGUCCUGUUUGCAAAUAUCUACCUUGCUCCUCUUUCCCUCAUCGUGAUCAUGUACGCCCGGAUUGGCAUUACGCUUUUCAAAACAGCGGUCCCAACGGGAGGAAAGCCGGGGCACGACAACCGCCACACUGUGUCAAAGAAAAAGCAAAGGGUGAUUAAAAUGCUUCUAAUAGUUGCUUUGCUUUUCAUCCUCUCCUGGCUACCUCUGUGGACCCUCAUGAUGUUGAGCGACUAUGCCAGCCUGACUGAGCAGCAGUACAGGAUCAUCAACAUUUACAUUUAUCCCUUUGCCCACUGGCUAGCCUUCUUCAACAGCAGUGUCAACCCUAUCAUCUACGGUUUCUUCAAUGAGAAUUUCCGCAGAGGAUUUCAAGCUGUGUUUAAGAUCAGCCUGUGCACUGCGGACGGACAGCGGAGGAAAACCUACUCGCACAGGCUUCAGGGAAACUCCGUGCUGCCAGCUAAUAAUGCACCAACGUCCCUGGAGCCUAUUUCUCUCAACAGCCUGGAUAAGACCUCUUCCAGGCGACCCAAUCACGUCACUGAACAGGACUUGGUCAUGGAGGACCUGGAGAAGGCAUCAUGCAGCAGUGGUGGUGUGACCGCAGUGUCUAUUUGAGGAGACACAGAUAUAUUCUUCUUGGUGAUAAGCAAAGGUGUUCACUUACCAAGAAAAAAUGUUUUUAUCUUUUUAACAUCGUUCCUCCACUGACUGUACAUGUGUAAUUUGUCUGAGGCAAUUUCAAAACUGUCAAAAUAAAAUAGGCAAAACAAAAGUACAAAAUUGGAUAAGAUUACACGUAAAGCUGUAAUUUAUCGUUUUGAGUGACCUGCGAACAAUAGAAACAAUCAACGCAGAAGGAUACCUCACAGUGUUUGCUCCUGAAAUAAAUACAUAUCCAAAACUAAUGUUUAAAUUGCCAACUUGGAAAGAAAAUACUGGUUGUCAACCUUUUCUUAUCACCUUUAAGCCACACAAUGUAUGUUGCACAUAUUGUGCCGCAUUAAAAAUGGCAGCAGGAUGUGCUGUUGAAAUUAUCAACAAAGGGAAAACAAUUUCGUUGGACUGCAUAACUUGCAUUGAUAACAGGCUACUGUCCUGCUCCAUGACGUACCUUAUAAAACCUGUAUGUAUAAAUGUAUAGAGAUGCAUCAAACAUGUAUGUACAGUGAUGUCUGCAGAGCAGAUUUCAAAAGGGCUCCAACAACAAAUCAAAGACUUUAGCAUGGCAACACAAGUUGAAGUAACACUUUUUCAAGUAUCACAAUGGCCUUUUACACAACCACAUUUUUAUUUCAGAGAACAAAAUUCUUCAGAGGGAUGCUGAACUUGAUCAAGGCUUUUAUUUUGUUAGGAUGAUUUUCACAGCAGCAUUUCUGACGGACUGCAGAGAAUAAGCCCACCUACCUCUAAACUGUAGCCAUACUGUACUUUUUAAACGUAAUAACAACAAUGAACCCUUAGCAACGUAACUCAGUCUUAAGUAAGUCAGGAUUACAAAUUAUUUUACAGCUUUUCAGGCUACUUACACUGCUGUAAUGUACAUUUCCUACUGAAUAGUUGAUUCUUGUGAGGAAAAUGUGAGGCAAUGUACCAGGCUUCUGUAGGGCUGCCCUCCAAUAGUCACCCAAAUGUUAGUCGACCAGAAAGGUCAUUAGUCGGGAAGAUUUCAUUGGUCACUUAGUCACAGAAAAAAAAAAAAAAGAAAAAAAGUGAAACUCUGUAAGGAGCUGUGCCUUGUCAAAAUAAAUCAAAACCUAUAUGACUGGACCAUGUGGGAAUUUAAUUUGAAAGGACAGACACAGGAAGUGGCCACGCACAGCAGUCAGACAGGAGUCAUGUUACAAACCAAUCACAGCCGACAGAUAUCUUUCCCUUCUGUAAAUAUUCAGUCUGAUAAAUACAGAAAAGUUGAUCAUUGAUCAUACAUCUGUCCCAUGGACGAUGGUCGACACACUUAUAAACAGGGCCUGGCAGAAGAUCAGCUCUGCACUCAGGAUUUCAGGUAAACAGGCUAUACAAUGCUUGUUAAACCUUGAACGCAACCUGCCACUAUGCUCUUGAAAGCUGGCACAAAAAAGGCACAAGAGCAGCACCCAGCGCCUGACCUUGCGUUUUCCAGGCGGUUAAAGACGCAGCAUGUGUACGGCCCCUCAUUUCCAGGGCUGGUACCUGCAUUUAUUCCACAGGCUAGUUAAUAACAUGUCGGGCAGGAAAUCCAAAGUGUGGGAUCAUUUUGAGAAGGUGAAGGACGAACCCAAGGUGAUAUGUAAACUCAUCUUCAUUGGUCGACUACAAACAUGACGUAUCAUCUGAAACAUGGAAGUAGCUACAUGCCCAUUAGCCCACAGCGUCAUUAACAGGCGGCUCGCUCAGUGUGUGACGUGCACUUGUAGAUAAAAUAUAGGCCUACAUUAAUGAAGGUUCAUUAGUACGGUUUUGUAUUUCUCUGUAAUGUAAUACAGUGUUAACAAUGUUACUGAUACUAUUCUUUCUCACACCUUCAACUCAAACCUCCAAAAUAUAUCAUUUAAUCAUUAAAAUAAUAUUUUAAGCAUGCA